UAAGUUUUUAUUUGGGAAAGAAUGACAGAGAAGACAAAAGGAUGAAGAUGAGACUCGUGCAGUUGGCAGCGUGUUGGGCUGUGAGCGCGUGCGGGGAGCAGGUCAGUGGCAGGAGCAGCAGGUGAAAAGUGUGAAAGUGUUGGGCCGGUCGUUACCUCCCUGUCUUGCACCCAGACGCAGUUUGUUCAGCUGUUCUCGUCACCUGUCAGGCUGAGUGGUUCGUGUUCUAUUCUGCAGUUGUUGUCGUCACAGUUUGCACAUUCUCACCUUCACCCCCGGUGCUACACUCCGCCAGCUGCUCACCCAGGAGCUGUGACGCCACGCGCAGCCUUUCUUCGCAGUAACAACAGCAGCUGUAGCAGCAGCAGCCAGAGGAAUGUAACUGGUGGUGCUGAUGGUGUUGCUGCUUGUGUAGAUGUUGGUGCUGCUGACACGGCUGGUGUUGUUACUGAUGCGGAUGAUGGUGGCGCUGGUGUAGAUGGGUGUUGCUAAUACAGAGGUGCUACAGAUGUCGAUGAUGCUUCUGGCAGUGGUCUGACUGGUGUGGAUGUUGCUACUGGUGGUGUAGAUGGUGGUGUUUUCGGUACAGCUGGUGGUUCUACUUGUGGUGGUGGUGGUGAUGAUGCUACUGGUGUAGAGGUAGUGUUACUGUGUAACUGGUGGUGUAACUGGUGCUACUGAUGUGCAUGCAGUGUUACUGGUGUAACUGGUGGUGCUACUGGUGUAGAUGGUGCUGCAGCUGUGAUCGUCAUCGUCAUUGGCCCGAGGGGGAGGGGAAGAGGUGUGGGGCGAUAACUGCUUAUCUCUGCCUUGUCCCGCCAACGAAGUUGCGGCUCCUGGGACGAGCAAGCUCCAAGGUGAGAGCUGGAGAGGCGGAGACGGGAUGGAGGGGGGAGAGAUGGGAGAGGUGGGGGGCGUGUUGCACCCAGUGACCCCGGCCCACCGCUGGAGCUAUAAAAAUGCGGAAGACUGCGGACGCAUCCCAGCCUCGCCAGAGCCAGGCUCUCGCCCGCUUCACGGCGUCAGUCUGUGGUCACAGUCGCUGGAGGGGGGUGCUGCUGACGUCAGUGCACUCUCCACUCUGACAGACGAGGGCCGGAGACUGGCACCGGAGCCGCGCUGCAAGCUUACACACCGCGUCACUCGGGAGGAUCAAAGCCUUCUGGCCGCCACGCCGCCGUGUCACAGAGCGGGAUACACCAAGGGUCAGAGCCACGGCGGACAGUCGCCCACACAACGGUCACUCGCCAUCAGGAGGGCGCGGACAGCCGGCCAGUGACGUGCUGCCAGACUCGGCCUGCAUCAAGAUGCCGCAGUUCCUGGAGCUGAAGGACAAGUUCGGCAACUCCCUUUUUUUCGGGAAUGGAGGCGACGUGCGCCUGGCCGCCACACCUCUCAUCGCCGACUUCCGCAAGCAGCUGAAAGACGUGCAGGAGCUGUACCUGCGGCACGAUGACGUCAUCAUUACCGGCUACCCCAAGUCAGGCAAUCACUGGCAUCAGCAAAUUAUCAGGAUGCUGAUUCAGAACUCCACGGAGUACACACCCAACACCUUCACCACGGAUGUGCUGGAGUAUAUCCCAGAAUCCUUCAGGCCACCCGCCACUCAGCCGCGCGUCUUCUUUUCCCACCUGCUCUUCCGCCACUUGCCGCGCCAGGUGACAGAAAAGAAGGUGAAGGUUGUUUACCUGACGAGGAACCCGAAGGACACCUUCGUGUCCAUGUACGCCCAGCUGUCCAGCAUGUCCAACGAGAUGGGCUACGCCGGCACGUGGGACCAGUUCUUCCAGGUCAUGCUGGAGUGGGGAUUCUGGCAUGGAAACUACUUCGACCAUUUGCUGGACUGGGAAAAGGAGAUCGAAGCCCAUCCUGAUCACCCUGUCUUCGUGUCAUCAUUUGAGGACAUGAAAAGGGAUCCCGUGGGACAGAUUGAAAAGCUGAACGACUUUCUGGACCUGGGACGGUCCCCCCAGCUGUGCGCGCGCAUCGCAUCCGUGUGCAACAUCGCCAGCAUGCGGGAGAAGGAGGAGGUGCAGGUGCAAGCGCUCCGCCAGGUGUACGACGCUGCCGCACCUGUCAUCUACCGCAAAGGUGAGAUCGGCGACUGGAAGAAUUGGUUCACGCCGGAGCAGAACGAACAGUUCGACGAAGUGUACCGGAAACGCAUGAGCGAAAGCAAGCGAACCUUGAUCUUCGAAUGACAGGGUGUGUCACGUGGCCACGCCCCGCACUAGCAUCUUCAUCCUGUCUCCAAAAUGUCUGCCGCCCCUGUGUCACGUGACUCGCAGACCCGGUACUCGAUUCUACCUGUUGGUGGUCACGAGUCUUCCUCCACUACAGGUACUGCGACAAGAUGUGGAGAAGCUCCUACCACAUGAAACCUGUUUUGUUUUUGUUUGUUUGGUUGGUUUUUUUUUCUUCCUGGUCUCCUCGUCAUGUUUACUCGCUUCGCACCAUCCUGAGCAUGCAGGACACAUGCGGACAGACAGACUCAGUAUGCCAAGUGUUCCCAGGUUACUACACAUCUUCCGGCAGCCAUGGAAGGAAGGACAGCCACGUCACGGUGCUUGAACAGAGGUAUCGGGUAGAUUCCCCUAAACACAGGGACUUGUGUGAUGUUCAUGAACUGAUCCGAGUGAUACGGAUGUUUUAGUUUGGUUUAUUGUUUUCGUGAAGGGUUGCUUUUUGUUUGAUUGUUUGUUUGUUUGUUUGUUUUGUUUGUUUGUUUGUUUGUUUGUUUGUUUGUUUGUUUGUUUGUUUGUUUGUUUGUUUGUUUUGCUGUUGUUUUGGUUUUUGUGGGAGGUUUUUGGAAGGGACAGGUGUUUGUGGUUGGUGUUUUUUUUAAGGAAGGGGAUGUGUUUGUGAGUGUUUAGGGGUUUUGGCACCGGUUAGAAUGAGGUCCAGAAGGUAAGACGGAUGACGUCACGUGCCUCCCAGCCUCCGAGUAACGGUCUUCUUCCUCCAAAGUUUCCUUUACCUGUCAUGAAUAAAUGUUUCUACAUUUCAAAGUGUGCAAAGAGUGUGGGUGUGAGGGGGGCGUGGAUGACAUAUUAACACCUGCACAGAUACACGGCGAUGAGUAAGGCUUUACAGAGUGUUUUACUCACGCUCACUAUGAUGCGAAUCGGAGAUGUUACUAGUUGUUAUCCUGCGUCUUGUGGGUAUUGUUGUUGUUGUUGUUUUGUUUUUGUUUUUGUUUUGAGGCUCAAGUAUUCUCUCAGCCUGCUUCAUCAGCUCUCCGUAGCGCCAGUACAAUGAGCAACAGUAAUUAUCUCCCUUCUUUGCACGUCCCCCUCCCCCUUCCGCUGCUGUUACUUGGCAACGGGCUGGGGGACUGGUGUACAGUGAUGACCGCGGACAAGAGACGAACAAGGGGAAACACGCUGCAAGAGUUCGGUGACGUGACGUAUUCUUCUCUCGCCCAUGACGAGGUGGAGAUGCAAGGUUGGGGGGAAAGGGGAGGGGGAUCUAACGACGAUGCCAGAAAUUGUGGCGACUGACUUGUGACAAUGACGACUGUUACAGACGAGAGGCGUACGAGACCAGUGGUGGUGUGAGCUGUGGCUGAAAACCUUGUCAGUUCAACCAUGUUCACUUCACCAAGACGAUGUGAAGGUGAAUACCAGGUAGUGAAAGUGAAAGUGUUAAUACAGAGGCUGUGUAGGUGUCUGUCUGUAUGAAGUCUUCAGUAACAUGUCCUUGUAGUAACGUCACUAGCAAUGUUACUGUCGGUAUCUACCUGUCCCUAUAGUUACGUCACUAGCAAUGUUACUGUCGGUAUCUACCUGUCCCUAUAGUUACGUCACUAGCAAUGUUACUGUCAGUAUCUACUUGUCCUUAUAGCUACGUCACUAGCAAUGUUACUGUCGGUAUCUACCUGUGUUUAAAGCUACGUCGCUAGCCCUGUUACUGUCAGCAUCUACCUGUCCCUAUAGUUACGUCACUAGCCCUGCUACUGUCAGCAUCUACCUGUCCCUAUAGUUACGUCACUAGCCCUGUUACUGUCGGUAUCUACCUGUCCCUAUAGUUACGUCACUAGCAAUGUUACUGUCAGCAUCUACCUCAGCUGCAGGCUGGUUCACGGGGUGGGGUGUGGUAGGGUGUGGUAGGGUGGGGUGGGGUGGGGCGGUGGUUUGUACAAGGAAGUGUGCGCUGACUGAUGUCAUCGUUGAACACUCGCUGGCGUCGUCAGUGAUGACAUUUUGCAGACACGUCUUGCCGUCUAGAGGCUGCGGGCAGAUGAGGAGCAGUGGUGCAGGUGUUGUACAUACACCACGUGCGGCGCAGCGUGCAGGGGUAGACAGGGGGAGACAGGGGGUCACUAGCAGUGGGUUGGGGUACACCGCACCACGUUGCCGCGCAGUUCAUUCUUGGCUGUCGUUCCUUUGGAGAGGGUCAGAAGGAUGCAAAGGUCUUUAUUAACUGUGCAAUAUGUGAGACAACCGUGCAUCGCAUGCUCUCUCUCUCUCUUUCUCUGUCAUACUCUGUUUCUUUUGCUCGCACUUUAUCAUUCCCUUUCAUUUUUUCUCUCUCCUUAUAUGUCUGACAUUCUCUUAUUCUUGUCUUACUUUUCCUCUUUCUCGCUCGCUCAUUUCUUGCCCUUUCUUUUUCAUUCACUCUAACUCUGUGUGUGUGUGAGAGACCGUGAUGACCAAAGACGGGAGUGAGUGUUGUUGUUGUUGUUGUUGUUGUUGUUGUUGUUGUUGUUGUUGUUGUUGUUGUUGUUGUCGUCGUCGUCGUCGUCCAGGACAGUGUUCUCACAGUCAAAGGUCUGUACCUAGACUUGUUGUCACCUCGCUGCUGUGUAAAGUCGCCCCAUGCCACGUGCUGUGUAAAUAUUCAGUAAACAACUGGCAUACAACUAGCAUGUACCGCAUGAUGUUUUACUGUGUAUAUUUUGUUUGCACUUAUGCAAGAUUUUGCUCAAUGUAUCCGUGAUUUUUUUCCCAAAUGUUAAUAAAGAUUUGCGAUUC
Molecule: messenger RNA, 4973 nt
Organism: Pomacea canaliculata
Lineage: Eukaryota; Metazoa; Mollusca; Gastropoda; Architaenioglossa; Ampullariidae
Product: sulfotransferase family cytosolic 1B member 1-like
Exons: 6
Coding region: 1308-2201 (297 amino acids)
Biological process (GO): sulfation
Cellular component (GO): cytoplasm
Molecular function (GO): sulfotransferase activity
Source: RefSeq, a predicted model, not a curated record